Molecule: messenger RNA, 1062 nt
Organism: Mytilus trossulus (common blue mussel)
Lineage: Eukaryota; Metazoa; Mollusca; Bivalvia; Mytilida; Mytilidae
Exons: 4
Coding region: 131-517 (128 amino acids)
Source: RefSeq, a predicted model, not a curated record
UUACGACAGUAUUGCCUGAAUACAUUUUCCGCCAGUGAUCAAAAACUUGGAUUGGUACAUAUACAAACAACAUACCCUGGUAUCAUUUCCAGUUGAACUGCAUAAAACAAGGUUGAACUAAAGAAAUACAAUGCUUGCCAUUCUAUUACUGUUUGCUCUGGCAGUAGGAACUGUAUCAACGGGACCAGUUGACAAGAGAUGUGCUGGUAUGGAUUCAGCAUGCUGUUCCAUUCAGGAUGGUACACUAGUCCUGGAUCUGAGGGACGCCCGUUGUCAAACGCAAACAAGUAAAAGAGAUCUUUUAAAGAAAAGAUCAUGCGAGAACAAAAACAGUUUGGCAUUUGAUGAUGACGGAUGCACGGUCAUGUGCACUUUUCUACCGUUCGGAACAUAUGGCUGUUUAGAUGAAGAGAACAGAACCGAAUGGGUUUACUGUAGAAACGGGAACACUUAUUGGGAUUCUACGCCUGGAGCUUGUGAUAAAAGACGAGCAGAUACCGACCUCUGUACAAAGUGAAGAUGGCCAGAUGUACAUGGAUAACAUUUGACGAUACAAUAAUAUAGAUAAAGAACGAAACUGACCUGUAAUCACGCAUAUAAUUGAUUUUGAAAUAAAAAUCUUUUUCUCACAAAGUUUUCUGAUAUGCUGCUCUUUCUUGCCCUUUCCUGUGCUUUUUAUGUCUUUUUAUCACUAAACACAUGCAUAGCUUUCAAGAAUUCUGAUAACUUUAAAACACAGCUGUAUUCUCAUGUAUCAAAAUAGCGAUGCCAACUUAGUGUGUUACAUUUGUCUGCCAAAAAAAGACAACACUUGAUAAAUUUUUGGCACCCAUGCAUAAAUAAUUGUUUACCUUUAUAUUGUCCUACCAUCUAUUGAAGCGCCUCAUUAACUUAAACCGAAACAGUACUUGGUGCUCAUGAUCAGAGCAGGGUCUCGUUUCAAGACUAUCUGUAUUCUGAUAUUGCACUCAGAAAGAUUAAUACCAUCCUGCAACUGAAGUACAAGAACAGUAACAAUUGCCUGUUUCCUUGCUGUUUAUACACUAGCUAUAUGAAUCAAUA